AUGUCGUCCAACAACCAAGUAGCAUCCCACAAUCCAGAGCAACCAGAUAAGCAAAGUCCGGCCAACCCGCCCGGCAGCAACAAGCCUUCAACAGAGUACCAGCUGAAGACACAGCUUCUACUGCUGGCCACUCUGGUUGCGACCGUGACGUAUGCAGCGGGGCUCAACCUGCCAGGGGGAGUCUGGCAGGACACACAGGAUGGACACUUCGCAGGCGAUCCGAUCCUUCCAGACACGCACUACCACCGGUACCUUGCGUUCUACUACUGCAACGCGACUGCAUUCGCGGCAUCACUUGUGGCCUGCCUCCUUCUCCUUGUUCUUGAUGAGGCGAAGGACAACAGUGUCUGGGCAACUGUGCUGCGGGCGGUCAUGGUGCUCGAUUUACUUGGCCUCAUGGGAGCUUAUGCUGCUGGAAGCUGCCGGGAUGAUUUUACAACCAUCUACUCCUCAGUGUUAGUCUCUUCCGUCUUCGCCUACAUCAUAUAUGUCUUUGUAACCUAUGCCUUCCGGUGGGCGUUCCCCAAGAGUAGAGAAGGCAAGGCUCCUGAGAAGCAAGACAAGGAUCCUGAGAAGCAAGACAAGGACCCUGAGAAGCAAAACAAGGAUCCUGAUGUAAACAAGCGUGAAGAGGAGCACGAGGUAUUGAUGCUACUAGCAACCUUUGCGGUUACCAUCACAUACGUGGCUGGACUGGGCCCACCUGGUGGAUUCUGGGGCAACAGCCAGGACGGCCACCGUGUGAGCGACCCAAUUAUGCAGGACCACAACUCCAGCCGGUAUCAGGCAUUCUUCGUGUGCAAUAGCACUGCAUUUGUUGCGUCCUUGCUCAUCAUUGUGCUGCUCCUGGACAAGAAGCUGAGCCAGAGAAUCUCUAAAAGGUUUGUUGCACUGUAUGGGUUCAUCGCGGUGGCGCUCAUUGGCCUUGUGGGGGCCUAUGCUGCAGGAAGCUGCAGGGAAGCUGAUAAUACCAUCUAUGUAGUUUUUCUGGCUGGUGCGGUUCUUGCAUAUAUAUUUCUACAGAUGGCUAUCACUGAAGCCAUGAACAAGACGAACAAGAAGGAUCGUGUCUCAGACACUGUGGCCCGGGCUCUCGUGGACAAGAAGGAUAGUUGGGACCAUAAAGUACUCACAUCCAUACGUGAUCGUACUUCAGAAUGGCUGAAGCAAAUAAAAGACUGGUUUCAUACAGCUUUUAGCACUAGCAGGGACAGAGGAUCUGACAAAGUAUUGGAAAAGAAUCGCUCUCUUGUCAUGUUGCUUGCUACUCUUGUGGUGAGCAUCACUUACCAGGCAGGACUAGAUCCACCAGGUGGCCUAUGGCCAGAUGACCAGGAAGAGCAUAAGGGCGGUGACCCAGUACUCCUCACAACUCAUCCUACUCGGUACAAGGUGUUCUUCUAUAGCAACUCAGCCGCCUUUGUGACAUCCCUAGUCGUCAUCAUAAUGGUUCAAAGUAGAUUUCUACUUCAGCGCCAUACAUUGCACGCAGCCAUGCUACUGGAUUUGUUUGGCCUCAUAAUUGCAUACGCUGCAGGGAGCAAUAGGGAUUCAAGCACCUCCAUCUAUGUUGUCGCCUUGGCAGGUGUUGUCCUUGUGUAUGUGGUGAUUCAUAUAGUAUUCUUCACAUUAGAAGAGCACACGGACAAAAACCAAGAUCCCGAUAAGUUGGAUAAUAGGCGCGAGAUGUUGCUGCUGCUUGCAAUCUUGGCUGCAACACUCACUUACCAAGCUGGGCUGACCCCACCAGGUGGCUUCUGGUCAGCAGAUGACAAGUUUGGUCAUCAUGCUGGAUUUCCAGUCCUCCUUGAUAACUAUCCUCGUCGUUACAAUGCAUUCUUCUACUGCAAUGCAGCAAGCUUCAUGGCAUCUGUAACUCUCAUAGUUCUUCUUGUGAACCCCACCCUAUACAAGCCGGGCAUACGGUGUUAUGCACUCUAUGUGUGCAUGGUGAUGGGCAUGUUUGGCCUCAUGGGUGCAUAUGCUGCUGGAAGCUCCCGACAUGUACGAACCUCCAUCUAUGUGUUAACUUUAGUGGCUGCAGUGUUCGCCUUCGUCACCUUUCAGGUGCUCAUUUUCUGGAUACAAAACUGGAGGAAAGGGCAGCCUAAAGAGGAAGGCUCGGACUUAAAUGCCAUGGGAGUGCCAACCCCUGCUGCAGCUACUAGUCAAGUUUCACCAUUCCAUGUUCGUGGUGCGCAGCCUACCCCCCCUGAUCCUGUAGAUGGGUCCUCUGGGCAAGAAGGUAUCACCAGUGAGUCUUCUGAACCAGUUGCUGGUGACAUGGGGACGGAAGAAAAGGGAACAGAAGAUAAGGUAACAGAAGAUAAGGGAACAGAAGAAAAGGACCUUCGUGAAUACUUGAUGCUGCUAGGAGUCCUGGCUGCGAGUGUAACAUACCAGUCUGGUUUGAAACCACCAGGUGGCCUCUGGCAGGACAACAACAAUGGACAUACUGCUGGCAACUCAAUCCUCCAUGACAUCGCCAAAGGCCGGUACCGUGCGUUCUUCUAUAGCAACUCCACUUCGUUUAUGGCUUCUAUUGUCGUCAUUGUCUUGCUACUUCCAGUAAACAAGCACAAGUUCCCACUGUGGCCAAUGCAUACUGCCAUUUUGCUAGACAUGCUAGGCCUCCUUGGAGCCUACGCAGCAGGCAGUACCAAGGAGUGGGAGAUGUCCAGGAAUGUCAUUGCUCUGGUCGUUCCUGUGCUGGCCUAUAUUGCAGCCUAUGCGGCAGUGUCAUUCUUCAGCAAGAAGGGCAGUGUGCCAACGGAAAUUCUGCAUGAACAAUCGCAAUGA
Triticum turgidum subsp. durum (durum wheat) is the source of this 2799-nucleotide messenger RNA. Lineage: Eukaryota; Viridiplantae; Streptophyta; Magnoliopsida; Poales; Poaceae. The record is from the annotation of a GenBank genome assembly.